This is a messenger RNA of Pocillopora meandrina, 13697 nucleotides long. NCBI's taxonomy places the organism in Eukaryota, Metazoa, Cnidaria, Anthozoa, Scleractinia, Pocilloporidae. The record is from the annotation of a GenBank genome assembly.
ACCCAUUCUUCUAGAGUGCGGAAAAGAAAGCGGACAAAUUAAAGAACUAAGAUUUGUUGUCGUUGUGAAGAUUUUUGUUAGAAACAUGGGUAAACCAACUGGACAUCUCUUGCGUCAACUGAGGUCUCUGAUGAAGAAUAAGCAUCAUUUACCUGAAGUGAUUCAAGCUUACAUCAUCCCAUCUGAAGAUGCGCAUCAGGUAUAAGUACCACGGCACUAAGUACUCCAACGUACCAAAUACUCUAGGUGGCUGUAAAAAAAAAAAAAAAACUAUUGAUAGUAAUCUCUACCGGCCUGUCUCAAGAGUAUGGCAAGUACACGCACGACUUUUUCCUUCCAUACCAAACAUACUAGCCUUUGUACGCUCGAGAUCUCUUAGAGUUCCGCCAUACUCUGCAGACUGUGGUCUAUUGAUCGCUAUACUUUUGUUCUUUAAUCAUAUGUUUAAUUAAUGUGCACGCCUUUUUUUUUAAGUGUCAGUAGGUUAUCCUGCCAAAAGUAGAUGUGGGUAAAAAUACUGAGUUGUCAAUAAGAACAGCUGGUUCCCUAAGGUCUGCCAUCUUCAGCGAGUACAGAAGGAGGGGUAGACGCUAUUCCCCACCCCACUCCCCACUGUCCAGUUCCUCUUUGGCCCUUACAAAUUAGACCCUGUUCACGUGCUUAUAUGGCAAUAAUAUGCAUGCAUGAGUUGUGAUCGUAUUGUAGUUGGCUUGCAGCUUAAAAAAUGACUUUGUAUUUCUCAAUUUGAAGAGGUCUGUUACCCUUUAAAUACUUGCUUUGUUUGACUAUUGUUACAAUUAAUAAUAAUAAUAGUAAUAAUAAUAAUGAUAUUAAUAAUAAUUAUGACUUUAUUAUAGUAUUUGUACUGAAAGGUGGCUCUUCAUCUGUAAAAAUUUGCAUUAAUAUUAAAAAGUGAUAAUAAUAUUAAUAAAAAGCUUUCACUAUGUACAAUAUCAGGGCUGUUACUGCCAAAAAAGAAAAAAAAUAAAUAAAUAAAGUAAUCUAGAAUAUAUACAAAUCAAGAAAUCAAAUGUGCAUUUGCCCUAUUUAUAAGAUACUUCCUAACUUUAGUUUUAAAAUCACAAAAAACUACAGAGUUCCUUGCAGCAGAGGAUAAUGAAGUAAAAGAUGCAUUGUCCUGGAAAGUACCUGACUCAAGGGGUACUUUUAACGUUGUUUCUUUUGAGGAUCUCAGCAUCCGCAAAUUGAAUUAUGAAUGUCUAGCUUAAGAUAGGAUGGCCAGUCAUUAUUACAGAAGGCUUUAAAAAACUGUUAAGUAGUUAAUACUCUCUAUUAUUAUUAUUAUUAUUAUUAUUAUUAUAUAUAACUAUUAUUAUUGUCAUUAUUAUCAGUAUCAUUAUUUUAUUAUUGAUGAAAUCAUAAUGAUAAAUUUUAUUGCAGAAAGUGGUAAACAAUUGAAUAAAAUACAUAAUCUAUAAUUUGAAAAAACUAAAAAGAAGUAGAUUUAAAUAAUUUAAAAUAUGUACCGGGCAAGUUUCUUAUAAAAAAAACUCUCCAAAACACUCCCAACAAAACAUCAGAUAAAAAGGAAGAUAACAUAGUACUGUUUGAUAUGAUUACAUGAAUAAAUGAUAGCAUUUGUUCAAGUUUUCACUUGUUCGAGUCAGUUUUUUAAGGUUUGGAUUCACCUGUUAUUUGUUUAAUUUUCUGAUUUUUAUAAUUUGUAUUGUACAGAAUGAAUAUCUAGCAUCAUGUGACCUAAGAAGAGAAUUUAUCAGUGGCUUUAGUGGCUCAGCAGGUAUGAAUGUGUUUUUGUCUUCAAAUGGAUGAGGUAACUAUUUACUAUGACCAUUUGUCUUCAAAUGGAUAAGGUAAUUAUUAUUUUUUAAUUAUAUUUUGAUUUUGAACUUUCUGUAGGGACUGCAAUUGUCACAGAAACUAAAGCAGCACUAUGGACAGAUGGGAGAUAUCAUUUACAGGCAGAAAAACAACUGGAUGUAAACUGGACGUUAAUGAGGGAUGGUGUGUAAUUUUAAUGAAAAAGUUCUUGGAACCCUUUGAAGAGUGCAAUCUCUGACAAAAUUAGCUACCAUCCACCUUUCCUCUAGAAUUUUUUUGAGUAAAACCAUCCAUGGAAAAGCAAAGGUUAAAGUUGAUUUCAGAUUUAAACCCUUCAACUCCCAAUAUCUUAUUGUUAAUUCUCUCCUCUUGCUGCUACAAAUUUCCUUGUAAAUUAGUUUUAAGAAUGUGGUGUUGGAUCAAGAUAACAACUUCAACCUGAUAAUUUUGAGUAUUCUCAUUACCUGUUUGCUGGAUGAUGUAUGGAUAUUGAAGGGAGAACUUACGUGUUAAUCACUUCUGGGAUUUAAAUGGUUAAGACAGGUAUCUGACUGUUUUGUCAAAAUUGAAUGAAAGUGGCUAAGCUUUAGCCAGGAGAAUACUGGAAAUAAACCUUGCUAUGUGACAAUAUCUGCUACUUACACACAAUGUUGUGUACACCCGAUGAAUUUAAAAAGAAGAAAGUGCAACCUUAAUGAGGUGAAGAGAAGUCAAAGUAGGGCUAAAUGGGAUUAAAAUUGGAACAUUAUUCUGGACAGAAAGUGCAAUUUUGGUGGCAAAGGAUUAACUGUGCAGACUAGAUAUAAAAAGAUAGGGGACUAUUUUAUGCAACCAUACACGAUUUAGAAAAAGCUAGCAUCCCUGUAAGCUGUAAUAUAUGUUUCAUUUAGUGGUACUUUUUGCCUAGCUCUGCCGACCUUCUCUAAAGGACCGGUAUGUAAUGUUGAUGAGUGUUAACAAUAUAAGAUGCAGCCAGCUAAUUAAGUAAUUUAUCACUGAUUUUUUCAGGGUUAUCUGAAACUCCAACUCAGGAAGACUGGCUGAUUCAGGUACAGAGCCAUUAUAUUUACUUUUAUGACAUUAUCAUUGAUAAUUGACGAGAUUAUCAGGUGAGGUAAUAUUGCUUAUUGCUUGUGUUAUCUGUGCAAGUUGAAGGUUGAGGUAGAUGAUACUAACAAAGGCCCUAGUUUUAAGCUGAUAAUUUGGACAAACUUGCAAAAAUCAAUUCUGAAAUCAUCAUUCUGUUAUACAUGAUAAGAACUAUUAACAGUUAUCUCUAUGUAUGAUGUCAAUUAUGAGUUAUACGUUGGUGCAAGCUAGAGACCAAUAUAUUCCAAUGAUCAUUAUCUGCUUUAGAGUUGAAUUUGCUGGUCAGACCUAGAAUUUAACUUUUAAAUAUAUAAUUACAGAUUUUUUUUCUUGUCUCCCAUCAGGAAUUACCCAGUGGAUCAAAGAUUGGUGUUGAUCCAUGGGUUAUUACACAUGGUGAGUUUAUUUUUGGGAUGAAACAUAAUAAUUCUAAAAUACUACUAAAAUAUUCAAAGAGAGUCCAAAAUGUGUGUUAAAUAUUGGCCUUGCUGAGCAGACUGGAUUAAGCCCUGGUAUAGUCAAUGUGUUUUGUUCUUGUACAGACACCUUUCUCUGACUUCACAGUGCCUGACUAUCCAUCCAGAAGUAAGAGAUGUUAUAGACUGAGGAAAUUUGAUAUAAACAUACAGUAGCUUCAAAUUAUUGUUUUAACGAAGUGCAUACCUUUCUUCUGUUUUAUUAGGAAAAUGGGCCAAAAUGUCUCAGGUGAGCUUCAUGGAAAGACUCCCUACCAUUACACAGCAGCAAUGCAUGCAUAAUGUAGGCAUGGUGCCUUUUUGUUUUUAAACAGGGAAUGGUACUAAAGGUGUCAAUUAUUGCUUGUUGUUUGUUGUUUGUUGUUCAUCUGUCGGGGUCAACGAAGACCAUGUUGUCAUCCAGGGGGAGGAGAGAUCAACCAUGGAUGCCCAGGAGGCUGGCUAUUCAAUCCCAGCACAGAAGAGACAAUAGCAGAAUGGGCAGGGGAUGGUGGCUGCAGAUGGUGGUUUGCUUGCUCUUGUCUUCUGAGUCAGCUCCUCAGCUGUGCAACAUCUCCGGAAGGUUUCUGGAGAGUCAAAAUUUUUUUCUAGGGUGUAGCAAGUUUUUUUUUAAUAAAUAUAAGUCAAUUUUUUAAACUUUUGUUCAUUAUUUCUUGCACAGAGUCUGUCAGCAGCAGGACUGUCAUUAGUAUAUGCAGAGAAGAAUCUGGUUGAUCUGGUGUGGGCAGAUCACAAUCGACCUGACCCACCCUUUGAGGGGCUGAUGGUAUUGGACAUCUCAUUCACUGGUUAGUCAAAGCUGAUGUAAAAAAUGUACAAGAACAGGAAAAUUCACUCUCUUCACCAUUGUCUAGAUUCUAUGAUGAUUCAUCUUGAGAAUUAAAUCACCUGCAUAGACUAAGCUCCAGUUAUAGCAGAGUCUACAGCAUCACUGUUCAUUUAACCCCUUGACCUUAAAGAAUGACUAGCAUCUAAUUUCUCCUUACAAUAUCACCCCUAAAUCACACAUAAAGGUCAUGAAAAUAUAGGAAAUGAUCACCAACUAAGGAAGCACUUGAUUGUUAAACAAAUUCUCCUUGUUAGCACCUUAGGAAAUGUAUAAAGACAGUUUGGAGAAUAUGUAUACUGAUUUAAGCCAGAGCUAAGCAGUAAAUAUUUUGAUGUGUACUUUAAAUGGGAAUUACAUUAUUUCUUAAAUUCAGGAAAAACCUGGCAAGAAAAAGUAAAACAUGUGCGAGGAACAAUGAAAAAGAGGAAGGCUGAUGCACUAGUGGUGACUGCCCUGGAUGAAAUUGCAUGUUAGUAAUAUUGUUACUAAAAGCCCAUUAUAUAAUUUCAGUAAAUGUCUCAGAUAUUGUAAUGUUGAACAGCUAUUACAAACAAGAAGUUUUGUCAUGUCAAGUGCUUCUGCUUACUUUUUCUUUAGGGUUGUUUAACUUGCGAGGCUCUGAUGUGACUUUUAAUCCUGUGUUCUUUGCUUAUGCCAUAAUCACUCAAGAUGAAGUAAGGUGAGUUUGCCAAAGUGGCAAUGAAACCUUGCUGAUUGGUAGAAUGUUCAAAUUGUCUAAAUUUCUACUAGCAUUUGUCUGGGGCUACCUUGUUUGCAUUAGUCAAAUGAGCAAUGGGGAAAUGUACAAUCAAUCAUAACUGACUGAGUGAUGAAAAUUAUAGCCGGGUGAAUAAGUCAAAUAUCCAGCAACUGAAGUCCUAUUUAAAAUUUUUAUUAAAGGAUGCUAUGGUCUCAUCAACUAAGGUUGAACUGUCUAAAAAUUGUAAAAAACUUGGCUGCUUGUUUUAAGUAUGAGAAAGUUGAGGAAGAGUUUCAGUAUCUUGACUAAAUCAUCACUAUUACAACUAUUUUUGUCCUCAAAAAGUCCUUGAAUUAUGUUUGUGUCAAGUUGUUCAAACCAUGACCAGUAUUCAGCUGUAUGACCUAAUGCAAGAUACAUCAAGUAAUGACUCUGAAUAAAAAAAAUCCAGAAUCUUAAAUUUGUGAAAAAAAUUGGUGGCAUUAGUGCAAAGGAACUCCAGCCUUCAGGCACUGUAUGAUUCCUGUAAUAAGAAUAAAGCUUUGCAGUUGCUCCACUGUCUUCUUAGCUCAAACAAAACAUCAUUUUUUCUUUUGUUUUUCUCUUAAGAAAAGAAUUGCAAAGGAGAUUCUGACUAAGAACUCAAAGUGUUUUAUUGCUUGCAGUUUGUUUAUUGAUGAUUCCAAACUUAACAAAGCUGUAUCUAAACACCUCGGCUUGGACAGUGAAAACGACAACAAUCAGACCAAAGUUACUGUGUGUCCAUAUGAGGGAAUAUCAGAUGCCGUCAAAGAAGCUGCUAAUAGUGGAGCUAGGAUUUGGGUAUGGAAAAGAGCUUUUGAUUUUGUCAAGCAUUUUUCAAGGGUAAACUUUGAUCACAUGUUCCAAUUAAGGUUGCCUGAGAUUUUUCAGGGCUAAACUUUGAUCAAUGGUUCCUAUUUUUACUAGCUGCCAUACCAUCUCCUUGGUUUCUUCAGAGGGGGUCCAAAUUAUAUGAUGGUUUGCAUAUUUAACCCUUUUCACCCUAAUAUCAGUAUGCAUAUUCUCCAUACUGUUCUAUGUACAUUUACAAAGGUACUGACAAGGAGAAUUUGAUUAAUAAUCAAGAUCUUUAAUUGGUGAUCAUUUCCUUUCUUCUCAUGACCUUAUUGUGUGAUUUACAGGUGAUAUUGUAAGGAGAAUUUAGAUGCUAAUAACUCCUAGUAAUUGAAGGGUCAACAAUUAGGUAAUGAGCUGGAGAUUUCCAACGCGUAGCAGUCAUAGGUAUAACAUUACUCUUCACCUCAUGGUGUUACCUUCAUGAUAACGUGUUAUCCUAAUGCCUUGGCUGCUAUGUUUUUUGUAGAUUAGUUUGUCAUCCAGUGUUGCAUUAGUCAGGCUUGUCCCUAAGGUAACAGAAUGAUAUAAUGUGACAUAAUUGAUGUUAGCUUAAAAUUGUAACCGCCGAAUCAUCCGCUGUACAGUUUGAAGUAAUAGCCUGCUCAUGAAAUUUAUCAAAAUACUAAAGGAAGAAAUUUAUGGGAGAUACUUUCCGCGAGAUGUUAAGGGGAGGUUUCCACCCCUCAGAGACCACAGUAGCUGAAAAAACUUUACAAUCCUUUGCGGGCCGUCUCAAGGAUGUCUCGCAACAAUCCUUUACCCAACCCCCUUCCUUUGAGAGGAAGUUGUGAGAAAUCCGAAGGAACGGGAAGUUAAAAAGCUCAAAACAAAACAACACAUUGGGAUUUCUUAAUGGGAUCAUAAAUCACUAUCUGCCACCGACAGGCUUACCUCUGAUGUCCGCUCAGAGAUUGUUGAUGUUAUGUUAUUAAAGAGAGACGUAUUUUAAACCAAUUUUUGGGAUGAUUAUUCCUCUAUGUAAAACCAAUUUAGCAAUGGUUGAGUUUAUUUGCCCACCUUCCCUUAAUACCCCCAGACUCAACUCAUCUCUGAUCCGUCGCCACUGGCUAGUAGCAAAGCAGUCAAGAAUGCAGUGGAAAUCGAGGGCAUGCGUGAAGCUCAUGUGAGUACACGACUCCAUUAACUAGGGCGUGUUUUUAUAGAGUCAGUUGACUGACAAUGCAAGUUACGUUGUUUUGGAUUAAGAAAAAAAUUGGGAUAGCCUCAUCGAGACAGAGACCCAUGUUUAGUUUUUCCCCAAGUUUACCAAAGAAGUAAACGCUAGUGUCAUCGAGAUUACCUUAAUUUGUCCUUUUUCUAAUGUUGCCCGUCUUUGUUAGGUAAUGAAUUAGACCAUACACACUCUAAACUAAGUGGAGUUAAUUCCCAUCACCCGCAAUGCUGGUAGGAUUUAAAAGAAAACUUUAAUGUACACAUACCACAUGCCUUCAAAGGGCGUUCAAGUGCAAUUCUUACAAUUUUCAAUUUGGUGUUGAGAAUGGUUCGGAUUGGCUAUGAUUUUGUUUUGGUUCACAGUAUUAGAUGUGUGCAAGAGACUUAUGACCUCUUGAUGUGUGGGUACACUAUAAAAACAAUCCUAGAAAUUCCAAUUGCAAUAGAGCAGUCCUCAAUUGAAUGUCAAAAGUUAUCCGGGAUUGCAUCGAUUUUGCUUUGUUAUCGCUGUGUGAUUAGUCUAGAAAACUCACGUCACUCUCUUAACCAAUCAGAUGUAAAACGACGCAAAAACACCACUUGGUCACCCGCGUUUUCCCGCGCUUUUGGCAUUUGGUUUGUUUUUUAAACUUUGAGCUCUCAUUGGCUAAUUUCCUUUCUUCUGAUUGGUGGUUGUGAUUACUUUGGAUUUGCUUUUACGAUACUCAAGCGAAAAUUAAAUUGGCCAAUUUUAUCCCUUAAAAUUUAUUACCUUAGUCUCUUUCUUGGCUUAUUACUUUCACACAGAUCAGAGAUGCCGUUGCCUUGUGUGAGUAUUUCUGUUGGCUGGAACAAAAGGUGAGGGUAUCAUCAGCUGGUUUGAUGUUUCUUAACAUAACAAUUGAAGCAAAUGCUUAUGCGUUACAAUCUAUUCUGAAAUGAAUAUGGAAAUAAGUCAAAUUUCUCAUAACCAUGAUACUUCAUCGUCAAGGUCCCUAAAGACGACCUCACAGAAGUCACAGGAGCAGCCAAACUAGAAGAAUUUAGAAGGUGAGAUGUUCCAGCCACACUACCAAGUUACUAUGUACUUGCUAAUGGCCAUGUUGAGACACUUAACUCCAAGCGGAACGUACAGCAGUUGUUAGGGAGACAUGACAAAUGGAUAAAUCACGUUUUACGACUGUGUUGUUACACCAUAGAGGCCUUACUUUGUAUUCAUAGGUAAGUCAGGGAACCUAUUUUUCGCAAAGGCGGACAAAUUAGUUUAACUGGCUCAUGCGCCCGAAGGUCGAAAAGUUCUACGUCUUUCCCAAAGGGACUUCCUGAACUAAUAGAUUUUAAUAUUUCUCUGUUUCAGAGAGCAGGAAAACUUUGUAAGCCUGAGUUUUGAGACAAUCUCCGCUGUCGGUUCCAAUGGAGCAAUUAUCCAUUACAGGUAUUUCCACCCGUCAUUUAAAUUUCGAGAGAUUGCUAUAUUUCUUUUAAGAUAUAGCUAAGUAUAUCGAGCGUCAUACCAAGUGUCAUUUAAAGUAUUGAUAGCUUAUCACUGGUUCCGUACAUCUACGAGGGUCGGUACUCUUAUUCGCUAUCCUAUCAACUCUGAUCAUUCUUUGAUAACUUUUUGACAAAACUGAAUCAUGUCAUUACAUCGUUUUGUUUUCUUCUUUUUCAGACCAGCUGAGGAAACAGACCGUAUGAUUUCCAAAGAAGAGUUGUACUUAUGCGACUCUGGGGCUCAGUUCAAGUAAAUGUCACUUUAUUCAGAUUCCACUUGAGCGCAGUCUUCCUCGCAACCGUUUUUUAGGUGUCACGCUCUCUCCACUGGAACGUGUUGCAUGACGAGACCAAACAACGGCUGAAAAGAAAACUAACUAAAGCGCAUUUCGAUUGAGUGUACUCCAGAGAGGACACUCUUAAUAGUGUAGCAGAACGCGCAGUAUAAAUCACUUGCCAGUAUCCCAUAACGAAGUGGUAACGCCAGAAACGUCAGCUUUAGAAUCUUUCCUUGGUGGCCAAUUCGCAUCAUCAACUCAGCCGGUACAACCAAAUGUUCUCCAAGAAAUAAGUUGGAUUUUAUGAACAAGAGGAAUACCGAAAAAAAUUAUCGACUAUUGCGUCUCAAAAUCGACGGGUUACCUUAACCUUAAGAACCAUGACCUUUGUUUCUAUCCUGUUUAUUUGUUGUCAUCACCACUUUUAUUUGUUGUUUAGGGAUGGCACCACCGAUGUUACUCGCACGUGGCAUUUUGGUGUUCCUACAAAAUGGGAGCGAGUAAGUUAUUUCAGUGAAUUGGGAAGUAAUCGGUACUAUUAGUAUUUUCACCAUUGAACGCAGAUUGAGAUAUGGGUCAUUUGUAUUACCUGUAAUUCCCCCUAAAACUCGAGAUACUUCUGGGAGCAAACCGCGUUUGAAAACUCGCAUCAAUGUCAGUAUCUGAGCAACAGCGCACCUAUCCCCCCCCCGACCCAACAACACUCAACUGAUAACUAGUCAGAGUAAUGUUGGAUUAGGGGAGGGUAGGUACGCACCUGCUCAUACUGACAUAGAUCCGAAGACACUUCCAACUAUUAGGUUUGUGUAUGAAUGUUGUUGUUGUUGUUGUUGUUUUUUUUUUUUCAAACUAUAACGGAGCCUUUCAGGUUUUAUUUUUUUAUUAUUAUUAUUUUUUAAUCAGAACCCUUGUUAACGAAAUAAAAUAUAAAUCUAAUGCUACCACUACUAGCAAUGUCAGAAUACUGAAACCCAAGCCCAUCUGGAAUGGACAAUGUUUUUGGUGUCUGAUUAAACUGGAAUUCUUCCGAACAAGUUUAAGAUUAAUCAUUUGGCACAGUGAUAAAAUACCUCCAUAAUAAAUACCCAACAGUUAUGCUUCUUUUUAUCUUAAGGAAUGUUUUACUCGUGUUCUGAAGGGACACAUUGCAUUGGCAAGAGCCGUCUUUCCCAACAAAACUACAGGUAAUGUGCUCGCAAAACAGUACCAAAGUCAAUAUUUCUGUAGUGUUUAGCAGACGGGCUAUCUAUUUUAAUGCAAUUUUUCUGGGAGUGUUACUCUAAAAGUUGUUGCACGCUCCUUUAACCAUUUCACUGAGGAAUUUGUAGAUCGCUGGUUAAUUUUUUUCUGCCUUGCUUAUUUUAGGUCAUAGACUAGAUACUUUAGCCCGCAUGUCCUUGUGGGACGCUGGAUUGGAUUACCUGCAUGGUACAGGGCAUGGGAUUGGCUCGUUUUUAAAUGUACAUGAAGGUAUGUUGCGCAUGCGGCGCCUGUAAGCAUGCGAACGUUCAAGCAGGGCGUGUGCCAAUGAAGAAUGUGAACUUGUGCAACAAUGCAAGAAAGUAAAGAAGCGUAAGCUGGAGACGCAUGUGCCUGUGUGCGUGCAUGCGUGCUACUGUUGUAGCCUUAGGGAGCUCCUUGGUUCAAUUUUUGCUCGGUAUGUGCCGCUGGUCUUUUAGAACCCACACCCCAUUAUAGUCUAUUUUUUGGCCAAUUACAGACCCCAGCUUAGUCAUUUUUGCUAUUACGGUAGCAACUUUUUAACCGCGAAUCUUCCUAAUUUUAAAUCCUUACUGGGCAGAAUUUUCCACCCCCUAAAUCCAGAAAUUAUGCAACCCCAUUGUAGUAACUCUACCGUAAAUGCAGCGCCGUUUUAGUCAAUCCAGUUGUGAUAAUUCGCACAUCCCCAUAAGCCUAUUACUAAGAGGUCUAAGCCUACAAAGGAUAUGAUUAGACAAAGCCUAAUUUAAAGUUUACCCUGCAAAACAAAGGUUCUAUUUCCAGGUCGCGAAAAUAAUUGAAUCUCCACCUGGCAGGAUUAAUGCAUCUUUAUGCUUUGAUGUUACCAUGUCUAGGUCCACAGGGGAUAGGAUUCCGGAGCAGAGAGAAUGAAGCCCCUCUAGAAGCCGGCAUGAUGGUUACUGACGGUGGGCCUUUAAUUUUUUUGCUUAAAAUGUAUAUUCUCCUGUUCAGUCACUAAAUAUUUCUAAACGCAACUCAUGUGAGAAUUUAGGAUCAGGCCGAUGAAUUUGAUUUGGUGACAUUUACCCUUCAGAGUUCUUACAGAUUGUCAAAAAAAAACCUUGAAAAGCCGCAUAAUUUUAUAGUAUCAAUUCCCAUGCCUGAACAGUUCUUGAGUUUAUGACAUUGAGUGCCUUUGAUCGAUAAUGUUGCCGUUUUUUUUUUGUUUUUUUUUUUGUAUCUUUAGAGCCGGGUUACUAUGAAGACGGUGCUUUUGGAAUCCGUAUUGAAAAUGUGCUGCUUGUAAAACCGGUUGAACUGCAGGUAAAAAGUACAUUAAAACUCGAAAAGCGCUCCAUCGUAAUAUAACUGAUCUGGCAACUAUCACCCGAUCGAUAGGCGAUGUUGGAAAAGGGAGGGGAAAAGUCAACCGAGUGUUAGUUCAUCUAACUUUACGGCCUCGUUUAAUUCCAAUGGAGCGAACGAAAACCAGAUUGCUGGUUGGAAAUCAAAUUGUUUUCUGUGAGAUAACCGUAAACCUGGUCGUAAAUGAUACGCUCAAACACCUUAGCUACUAUAGGAACGAUAGAAAUUGGGCGAUAAUUGUUUAAGUCGGGUGAUCUCCCUCUUUGAAAAGUGGGAUAACCUUUGCGCAUUUCCAUUCCUGAGGGAAAACACCUGAUCUGAUGGACUGAUUAAAAAUAAAACACAGUGGAUCAGCUAUCAGAUCGGCGCACUCCCUAAGAAGUCGCGAAGAUAUCAUAUCUAAGCCUGUGGCUUUCGAUUUACAAAGCUUAGACAAAAGUGAGAACACUUUAGAAGGAUUAAUACAUUUUAACUCAAAACGUUUGUCAGUUCCUCAAGGUAAUGUAGGUGUGAUGGACCAUUAUUAGAAUAAAUCUGGCUAGCAAGCUUGGGUCCAAUAGAAGAAAAGUGAUUGUUGAAGGCAUCGGCCAUCUCAGGAGGGCCGUAAAUAGAGUUACCGUUGCUUUUGAUUUCUUUUAUGGAACAAUUAUUAGUUUUUCUCGACAUGAGCUCAUUUACAAUCCUCCAUGUCUGGCGCGAGUUGCCUUCAUUUUCAUCUAAUGCUCUUUUAUAAAAGAGCUCUUUUUGCUUUUUGAUUUCGUUAUUAACUAGGUUGCGGCAUUUUUUAAAUUGUAGCCAGUCAUUAGCAUCCUUAGAACGCGAUGCUUUCAAUUUAAGAAUAUCUCUGUCAUGCAUUCGUUUCUUUAAGUAAGGUGUAAUCCAAGGUGACUUUGAGACGCGCGCCCGUUUUACAUGAAGUGGGGCAUGCUUGUUUACACAUUCCAGGAAUAGUUGUUUCCAUGCAGCCCACAUUAAAUUAGGAUCAGAAUAGCUUUCGAUGCUACUCCAAUCCUGUUGACCUAUAUCGUUACGAAAGUGAUCAGAGUUAAAAUUCUUAAAUAGGAAACUAACUUUUGGUUAUCUAUUCACAGAAUAAUUUUAAAGACAGAGGAUACCUAGGCUUUGAGCCAAUCACUCUGGUAGGUGUUUGUUCAGAAUUCUUCUUCAGCAGCAGGAUGUUGCCUUCUGUAACUUUCACUCGUAGUAAACUAAAAACAGCAACGGCUAAAAACGAAAAAGGAAGCAAAACACCACCAAUUCACAAGCCUUUUAAAAAAAAAAACUUUGAGCGUCUUCGUGUCUCGUUUAAAAAGCCUUUCCGAGCAAUAUUUCGAUUUGUGACUUUGGUGGGUUGAGUCCCCUGUGAUGCUUUUUUUUCGAUGUUACCUGCAUCUAUUUCGUUCCCGUAUUGUUAAAUAACAACUAAUUUUUUGAAUCGUACAAUGGCUACACGUCAGAGAAUUUAAGAUGCAAAAUGGUAGACCAUCCUUAUAACAACCCUCUUCUCCUGACAACGUUAACAACCCUUCUUCUGUUGACAAUAACGACCCCCCCCCCUCCUCAGUAUGCUCUCAUACUUUACUUUCCCAGUGUGCUCACGUUGUUGUUAGCAUAGUCUUAGAUGGUAAUUUCCAUCAAAUCUGAAUAUAUGACUUAUGUUUUUCUCGUAGUUUCCAAUCCAAACCAAGCUUCUGAUGCCGUCUAUGUUAACAGCAGAAGAGGUAGGUUGAAUUUAGUUCAUGGAGGUUUUAUUCUUCGAAUCUGCAGCUCCGGAGAUAAGUUUGCACGUGCGUAUUGUCAUGGUCGCGCGCUCUGCCUUUGGCAAUGGACUUAGAGCGUGCGCGCAGCUUUGUAGCUGCAGCGUCGCUUCAGCUACACCACGUAUUUCAUAUAAUUUACCCCUGAGAAUUUUGUGUAACGAACUGGUCUCCAUGGGAAUAUAACAACAUAUAAAUCGCUUUGUUUUAGUCGGUUUCCCGGUGUAAUGUCGGUAUGUUGUUUGCGCACUCGUGUUCUACCAACGUGAAUGCUAAAAGGUUUUCAUACCAUCAGAUGAUUGUAUUUCCUUUUGUUCUUACAAGGUUGAUUGGAUCAACUGGUAUCACGGCUUAUGUGCAGAGAAGGUUGGAUCAGCUCUGAGAGAACAGGGCCGUACAAGCGCACUGAACUGGUUAAUAAAAGAGACAGUUGCUUUAGGUUGAAUGUCUAGGUGACUAAUUUGCAUAUGACAAGAGCUGACAACUGACAGCUGAUCAGUGAGUUAGCAGACAUUUAGUUCAUGUUCGCGUUAUGUCUGUUUGUCAGCAGUAAGACAAGCUUUGUCCCUUUCAACGGAAAGGCAACGUGAAGUAGUGCUACAAGAAGACAGCAACUACAACAACAACAAACAUCAACAACAACAACAAAACGAACAAUCUGAAAAUAGUAUUAAAAUUUUUAGUUUCAUGAAGCAG